Hydractinia symbiolongicarpus is the source of this 2853-nucleotide messenger RNA. RefSeq names its product kelch-like protein diablo. The record is from RefSeq and is a predicted model, not a curated record. The transcript has 5 exons. Gene Ontology annotation, molecular function: protein binding. Bases 172 to 2013 code for a protein of 613 amino acids. Lineage: Eukaryota; Metazoa; Cnidaria; Hydrozoa; Anthoathecata; Hydractiniidae.
GGAACGAGGUUGUCUGUGAAGUCGGACUACGCAUAGGUUAUUGCUAAAACAUUAGCCUGCAUGUUCUUUCUCUAUGGAAAAGGGACUAGUGGUGUUUUUCCACCGUUGUUAUGAUUACGAGAGUAAUUUUUUGUUAAGGUAAUCAGGAGCACCAGUUGUUCUCCCUUGAUCAUGUCUGCUUUGCAAGGUCAUCACUCUUCUUCACAAAAACCAUCAGAAGAGAUUUUUUAUGAUUCAAGCAUCAAAGAAAGAUUUUUUGAUACAGCUGAUCGAAUGAGAAGGGAGGAAAUUUUAACAGAUGUUAUUCUGGUUACAGACAGUGGGAAAUUGCCUGCACAUAAAUUUAUUCUAGCUGCCAAUAGCGACUACUUUUUGACAUUAUUUAACGGUCCACUGGCAACAACUGAAGUAAAUAUAAACCUACACAGUGUGUCUCAAGAUGUGUUGCAAGAUGUUUUAAGCUAUAUUUACACUGGUCUGAUUAGGAUAACAGAAAAAAACAUUGAAGAUGUAUUAUACAUAGCAUGCAUGCUUUUGCUAACAAACUUACGUGAUCGAUGCGCAAAGUUUUUAAAGAAUAGACUGCAUCUAGAGAAUUGUUUACAAAUAUUCAGCAUAGCUAAAAAAUUCUCGUUGCAGACUUUAACAGAGGUGUCGUUAAACUUUAUUGCAGUCACAUUCAUGGAUCUGUCAACAAUGCAUGAAUUUUUGGAGUUAAGCCUUGAUGAACUAACUGAUAUUUUAUCUCUGGAGAAUUUAGCUAUACGAAGUGAGGACCAUGUAAUGGAAAAAGCAAUAAUGUGGCUAGAACACGAUGUAUUUGAACGUGAAGAAAAGUUUCUGCAUGUGUUGGAAUGUAUUCAUUUACCUUCUGUUGGAGACUCACUGAUUAAAAAAAUUUUAGACACGAACUGCUCAAUCAGAAAAAAUAAAGAGCUAGUCUCUGCCUUUCAGACUGCAUUAAAAAUGAGGAAUCAAUUGGAAGUUAGUGAUAGCUUUAUGGAGUCGACACAUCCCCUAGCAUGUUAUAACCCACGUAAAUACAUGCGAUGCGUCCCUUGUAUAAUAGCAAUGGGAGGACCCACUUUGAGUCUGUUUAACUCAGAACUUGAUAAGUGGUGCGAAAUAAUAAAAUGUAAACCUCGUCAUUGUCCUGGAAUGGAUGUAAUUGGUUCUUAUAUUUAUAUUGUUGGUGGUAGUUUGGAGUGGAAAAGGAAAUCAUCAGGUGAGAAAUAUGAGACAGAAACAAAUGAAUGGCUGCCUAUAGAAAGCAUGUCCACAUCUCGCAGUAAUUUUGGGCUUGUUGAACACAAAGAAAAAUUAUAUGCGUUGGGUGGAUAUGAUGGAGAUUUUCCAUUAAGUUCAGCUGAGGUAUAUGAUCCAGUAAAUGAUAAAUGGACGAGAAUAGCAGAUAUGAAUUCUGCACGUGACGGUGCAUGUAAUGUGUCUGAUGGCGAACACUUGUACGUGAUUGGUGGAUAUGAUGGAAAGAGAUAUUUAACAUCCACAGAACGCUACUCCAUUGAAACUGGUCUUUGGAAUGAUAAAGUCGUCCCGCCCAUGACUGAGAAACGACAAAACGCGAUGAGCGCUUAUUAUGACGAUCAGAUAUUUAUAAUUGGCGGCUACUUUGACGACAACUAUCAUCGAUCAGUUGAAGUGUUUAAUGUGAGUGACGGCGAUUGGCGGUUUGUUAGUCCUUUGCCAGAAGCAAGACAUCACGCAGGUGCUGCAGCCAUGAACGGUAACGUGUUUGUAUGCGGUGGUUGGAGUGGUCAACUUCCUGUAACAUCUGUUGAUGUUUAUUCAAUCGAAGACGACGUGUGGCGCAAAGCAGCGCCCAUGUUAACGCCCAGUAUGGUACGUUGCGCGGUUGUUAACUUUCCGCGCAAAUCAAUGCUCCGUUUAUUUCCACCUAGCGAUGAAGAUGUCGUGAAGAGAAGAAGUAGAAAAUCAACUUCGUCGACCUCAGAUUCAUUUGCCAAUAGCAUAGAAUUGUCUUCAUCCAUUUGAGUGUUGCUUGUGUGAUGUUAUUUGAUGUUUUUAAUUUUUGUUGUUGUUUAUGUUGUAAAAUGUGUACGCAAAUCUAUCUUUAUCGUUUUUCGUAUUUAUUGAACUUUUAUUAUUUUUAAGAAUCUGUCGCUCUGCUUUUCUUUGCAACUCAACAUUUAAUGUCGCUACGUGUUGUUGCGUGUGUAAAACAUUGUGAACAAUUAAUAUUUUGUUGCCACCACACCAACCAAAACCUAACCUAAAAAAAAUUCAAUAAAAAGCAAAAUGAGUACCGAAAGGAAAAAAUUUUUGCGAGACCUUAUUUUUUGCGGAACUUAUUUUCAUUUAUUUUGUUCGUAUCUCUUACUAAAAUUUCAGGAUGCGCAAAAUUUAAUUUAGGAAGUUUUGGAAAAUGUAGUCAUCUGCAAAAAUGCAUUUUAGAAGAUAAAUAUUUUGGAACCACUUACCGGCAAAAUUAGUUUUAGAUAAAUAACCUGAGAAAUUGACACCCUCCUAAAACCUAAAUCUGCUAAGAUAGGGUUGUUGACAUCCACUUUCUUUCAAAUAGUAGUUUCUGCUAUUAUAAUGUUUGCUCCCGCAACCUAAAUUCUCCUGGAAUUUUAAAAUUUUAUACCUGUGACCAUCUUAAGCGGAUCACACCUUCUUAAACAAUUUUUGUGUAUAAUAUUUUAUAAUAAUAUUACGUCUUUUUUAUUUUAUUUUUUACGACAUAUCGUUAGUUGUUUUAUUGUUAUGUAAUGUUAAAUUAGUUGUUGUCGUUGUUGUAAAAAAAACAAAAUGUUUAUAUAUGUAAUUUAUUAGAGUGUUAAUAGAUAGAAAGAAAGAACACAGAUUAACUAG